Brassicogethes aeneus is the source of this 574-nucleotide messenger RNA. NCBI's taxonomy places the organism in Eukaryota, Metazoa, Arthropoda, Insecta, Coleoptera, Nitidulidae. The record is from the annotation of a GenBank genome assembly.
GUGUUCAAAAAAUAUUACGUUUCAUCAUUGCAGAAAGAGUAUAAAUACCAAAAUUUAACCUAGAAGAAUCACAAGCAAACCAAUCUUCACCAUGAAAGCAUUCAUCGCCCUUUGCAUUUUGGCUGUCGCCUCCGCUGCUUCAAUCUCCAGUGAUAAAGAAGCUCCAAUUAUCUCACAGAGCUCCGACAUCAGUCCAGAUGGUUCCUACCAAUCCCAGUAUGAAACCGGAAACGGUAUUUCCGCUCAAGAAUCUGGAGUUUUGAAGAAUGCCGGUCAAAAAGACGCUGAAGCUUUGGAAGUGCAAGGCUCCGCCAAAUGGACUGCCGAUGAUGGUACACCCAUCCAACUGACAUACAUAGCCAACGAAAAUGGAUACCAACCACAAGGUUCUCAUUUACCCGUAGCUCCAGAACCACAACCAAUUCCAGCUGCCAUCCAAAGAUCAUUGGACUGGAUCGCUGCUCACCCACAAAAAGAAGAACCUGGCAAAAAAUACUAAUACUAAACUACGUGAUAAAAAAUUGUAAAAUGUUUGUUAUAUUUUUUUAUAUUAAAAAUUAAUUUCAUACUAGCU